GUACACUUUUUACUUAAUGCACUUCAUACUCCAAUUUGGGGAAAAGCUUGUCGCUGUCGUAUUUAGUCUUUCUAACUUCGCCGCAGAUGUUGCUGCUGUUUGUGCUUCUAGCCUUGAGCCCUGCGGCUCUAGGUGACUCCCAAGAUUUAAUACUCGGGCAGAGAGAAGCCAAACUACUGGCGUUUUUUAGGAGCACGUCGCUGACAAGCAUUGCCACGUCCACUAAAUUUGCGCUCUCGACUUGCUGGUCCACAUCAAACGUUGCUUGCUCUGGACGGCGAAAGAGACGAGCUCUUAUCAGCCCUAAGCAUGACGCUGUUCGUGAACUGGAAGAGAACCUGCGUUUGGACAGCAGCGUGGCACUCCCCGGAGAGUCAUCAGCAUCUUUCGUGGAUAACAAUAACGGCGUCGAGAGAUCUGGUCGCAAACUCACCGUGUGGACAACCGGCUUCACGACCGUGACCAUCACAACAACUUCGUAUUAUGCUGGAACGACCGUGUCAAUAUCAGCUCUGUGUACGAUCCCCGGCAUGUCUGCGUCGUGUUUUGGUUGAGUGAACAGCAAGACUCGUUCAUCGACUCAAGACAUAUCUGACGAUGGUCAACUCGAAAUAUCAAAUGUUAUUAGUAAAUAGAUGGCCAUGGAAUACAAUUUCGUGCCUUGUAAACUCAAUUUGAUAUUGAUUUGCCGAACAAUUAUUUGUUCUAUAGCUUUAUGUGCCACUCUGGAUCAGAAUAUCUCUUGUGUAAAUAAUUUCUUAACUUGUUUUGUGAAUAAUUUCUUAACUUUUGAACGAAUGUACAGAUGUUUUUAAUGAGAAUUGAUGUCACUUAACUCUGAGGAAAAUCUUACACUAGUGCUAAAAGUUUGGUUCAUUUUUGUUAAUACGGCAAUAAAAAUAUAUGUUUACAUGCAAUGAG
This is a messenger RNA of Hyalella azteca, 921 nucleotides long. RefSeq lists its product as uncharacterized. NCBI's taxonomy places the organism in Eukaryota, Metazoa, Arthropoda, Malacostraca, Amphipoda, Hyalellidae. The record is from RefSeq and is a predicted model, not a curated record. The coding region runs from base 87 to 554 and encodes 155 amino acids. The transcript is spliced from 2 exons.